Messenger RNA from Vombatus ursinus (common wombat), 2025 nucleotides. RefSeq names its product acyl-CoA synthetase family member 2 (gene ACSF2). Lineage: Eukaryota; Metazoa; Chordata; Mammalia; Diprotodontia; Vombatidae. Gene Ontology annotation, molecular function: medium-chain fatty acid-CoA ligase activity. Gene Ontology annotation, biological process: fatty acid metabolic process. The transcript is spliced from 16 exons. The record is from RefSeq and is a predicted model, not a curated record. Bases 48 to 1895 code for a protein of 615 amino acids.
AAGUUUAGUCGCUAGUCUGGGCUGGGGGUGCUGACUGUAGCAGAGUCAUGGCUGUCUCGUUUGGGGUGCGACGGUUGGGGCGGUUGCCAGCUGGGGUGAUGGGGGUAUUAGGGGUUCGCUCAGCUUUAGUGCCUGUCCGGGGCUGGCGGAGAGCGGAGUUCCAGGGAAUCCGCCUGCUCAGUUCUACAGACGUUAGGAGCCAUAUCUCAUCAUCCACUGGCAAACUCAGCUACCUUAAGGGGCCCACGAACAUUAAGCUCAGCUCUAAGACAGUGGGGCAGUGCUUAGAUGACAUAGCCCAGAGGUUUCCAGACCGAGAAGCCAUAGUUGUCUCAUACCAGAACAUCCGGAAGACAUUUGCUCAGUUUAAGCAGGAGGUGGACGUGGCUGCCUUAGGGCUUUUGAGCCUUGGCCUCAGCAAGGGGGACCGCCUUGGCAUGUGGGGCCCUAACUCUUACGAAUGGGUGUUGAUGCAACUGGCCACUGCACAGGCUGGCAUCAUCCUGAUUUCUGUGAACCCUGCCUACAAGUCCCAAGAGCUAAAGUUUGUUCUCAAAAAGGUGGGCUGCAAAGCCCUUGUCUUCCCUGCCAAGUUCAAGACACAGGAUUAUUAUAAUAUUCUGAAGGAGAUCUGCCCAGAGCUGGAGACGUGCAGCCCAGGGGCAUUAAGGAGUAAGAAUCUUCCAGACCUGACCACAGUCAUCAUCCUGGACUCCAAAUUGCCUGGAGCUCUACACAUGAAUGAUGUACUACAGGCUGGGAAAGUUGCCCAGCUGGCCCAGCUGAGGGACAUCCAGAGAUCAUUGUCCUGCCAUGACCCCAUCAACAUCCAGUUCACCUCGGGGACAACCGGCAGCCCUAAAGGAGCCACCCUUUCUCACUACAACAUUGUUAACAAUGCCGCCUUGAUAGGGGAUCGGAUGAAUCUUCUCAACAAGGAGCCCCGGCUGGUCCUUCCUAGCCCCCUCUACCAUUGCCUGGGCUCUGUGGGGGGCACGAUGGUGUCCUUAGUGUAUGGUGUCACUCUCAUCUUGUCAUCUCCGAGUUUUGAGAGCAAGAGGGCGCUGGAAGCUAUCACUCAAGAGAGGGCCACAAUGAUCUAUGGCACCCCCACGAUGUUUGUUGACAUGCUGAACCAACCUGAUUUUUCCUGCUAUGACCUUUCGACCCUGCAAGGAGGUGUGAUUGCAGGGGCCCCAGCCCCUCCAGAGCUCAUCAGAGCCAUCAUCAAGAAGAUGAAUAUGCCAGAACUGACGGUUGCUUAUGGGACCACAGAGAACAGUCCUGUGACCUUCAUGCACUCCUAUGAUGACAGCAUAGAAAGGAAGACAUUCACAGUGGGCAGGAUUAUGCCGCACACAGAGGCCCAGGUCAUGGACCCACAGACAAAGAAACAGCUAGAGAUAAACAUGCCAGGGGAGCUGUGUAUCCGUGGUUACUGUGUCAUGAUGGGCUACUGGGAUGAUCCUAAGAAGACAGAGGACAUCAUUGAUGAGCACAAGUGGUACUGGACAGGGGACAUUGCUUCAGUAGAUGAAGAGGGCUAUUGUAAGAUCGUGGGCCGUUCCAAGGACAUGAUCAUCCGAGGAGGGGAAAAUAUCUACCCAGCUGAACUGGAAGACUUCUUUCACAAACAUCCUUGUGUUCAGGAAGCCCAGGUGGUUGGAGUGAAAGAUAAGCGGAUGGGGGAGGAAAUCUGUGCUUGCAUCCGUCUCAAGCCCGAGGCGGAAGAACAGGUCACCCCUGAGGAACUGCAAGCUUACUGCAGAGGGAAGAUCUCCCACUUCAAGAUUCCUCGAUACAUCGUGUUUGUUAAGGAAUACCCCCUCACUGUCUCUGGGAAGAUUCAAAAAUACAAGCUUCGAGAAUGGAUGGAAAAGGAUCUGAACCUGUGAAUCAUGGGCCAGAGUGGGAGCCUCAAGAGACAGCAUUUCUCCAGCUUGCCUGCAUCUCCCCCUCUACCCCAUCCUGAUCCCUACACCAUUCUUCUUUAAUGUUACAUAAAGAGGUUCUGGUUUCAAUUCA